Molecule: messenger RNA, 2842 nt
Organism: Tachysurus fulvidraco (yellow catfish)
Lineage: Eukaryota; Metazoa; Chordata; Actinopteri; Siluriformes; Bagridae
Gene: tollip
Product: toll interacting protein
Exons: 6
Coding region: 122-952 (276 amino acids)
Biological process (GO): ubiquitin-dependent protein catabolic process
Cellular component (GO): cytoplasm
Molecular function (GO): ubiquitin conjugating enzyme binding; ubiquitin binding
Source: RefSeq, a predicted model, not a curated record
AACCAGCAGAGGGCGGUGUGUUCCGCUCUGUACCCGUAAACAUUAAAGAGGAAGAAGAGCAUAACAACAUACAGUGUAGACGCGAGUCAUAUUGUAUUAGAUUUGCUUGACUUCGCACAAUAUGGCAACCACGAUCAGCACUCAGAGAGGACAGGUGUACAUCGGAGAACUUCCAAUAGACUUCCUGAGGAUCACUCCGACCGUCCAGCAGCAGCAGGUGCAGAUGGAUGCUCAUACGGCACAGCAACUGCAGUAUGGAGGCAGCCUCAACUCCAUGGGUCGGAUCAGCAUCACAGUCGUGCAGGCGAAGUUGGCUAAGAACUAUGGCAUGACGCGCAUGGACCCAUACUGCAGAAUUCGGCUCGGCUACACCGUGUACGAAACACCUACAGCACAUAACGGAGCCAAAAACCCACGCUGGAACAAAGUGAUUCAGUGUCCGUUGCCUCCUGCAGUCGACUCCUUCUACCUGGAAAUCUUUGACGAGAGGGCAUUUUCCAUGGACGAUCGCAUCGCCUGGACACACGUGACUAUCCCAGAGAGCCUGAGGGAAGGCAGCGUGGUGGACGAGUGGUACAGCCUGAGUGGAAGACAAGGAGACGAUAAGGAAGGCAUGAUUAACCUCGUCAUGUCUUACUCGUCAGUGCCAGCGGGAAUGAUCAUGCCACCCCAGCCUGUGGUCCUGAUGCCCACCGUGUACCAGCAGGGUGUCGGCUACGUGCCCAUUGCAGGUGUGCCAGGUGUGCCAGGUGUCUAUAACCAGGGUGUGAUGCCCAUGGCGAUGCCCAUCAGCGCCCCUCACAGUGCCCCCUACAGUGAGGAGGACCUGCAGGCCCUGAGUGACAUGUUCCCUAACCUGGAUAAGGAAGUGAUCCGCAGCGUGAUUGAGGCACAGCAGGGGAACAAGGAUGCUGCCAUUAAUUCUCUGCUGCAGAUGGCUGAAGAGGUCUGAUUGUAUUGGAAAUGCUCAGCGUGUCAUUCCCUAACAAAAGAGUUAUGUUUUUUUCUCUUCCGUGUCCAUCAAGACAGUAAUAAACACACAGCAUUAUGGGAUUUUAUGUUCCAAUAGCAGUGCUUAUUGAUGCUUUUUGUUUUUUUCCCUUGAAGAUAAUCACGAUUUGGUUCCAUUCUCGUUUUCAUUUUAUGGGUCACCGUUUUUUAUAUAGUCCGGCUUCACCCACUCAGAGAGCUCCCUGUCUUAUAUAAUGGAUAUAUUUAAUGCAUUGUGUUAUAUUCUGAAGAUAAUCAAAUAUAUUUAGGGCAGAUCAAAUAAUAAUGGCAGAAUUAUGAAUAUCACCCUGUUGUAAAAUAUUGAACAAUGUUUUCUUCCCUUUAGCUCAGUCAUGGUAACUCUGCCCCUCAGGUCUGUGGCUUUAGUUAACUGACAGUAUAAUAACUCUCUAUCUGUAGGUUUCACAUUUAUAAGCAGAGUCAUAUUGGGACAAUGAGAAUCCUAAUAAAUGAUCUAUGACUGUGUUUAUUGUCGCUUAUCUCAACAUCAUGCUGUGGUAAAUUAAAUCUAUUUCCCAAAAUAAACAGCCAAUAAUUAUAAAUUAUAAACAUUUUUCUAAAUUUGGCGUGAAUCUGUUCAGCUGUGAGUGAAACAUACCUACCAUUAGAUCUAAAUUCCUAGGUGAGAAGUGUUGUUGAAGUUACAGAGAGCAGUCGAGUUCCCACACUUCUUCACUGCGUCAUCAAUGAGAAAAUAUAUUCAACCUGCAAUUCCAAAAGUUUUAUUCCUAAAACUCAAUUCAUUUAAGGAGUUUUUCUAACCUUUAAUACAAUUUAAUGCUUAACUUAAGUGCAAACUUGAACUGAAGUUUAAGAUGAAAGCAAAAACUUUGCAUUCCCUGUGGAUUCUGGCUGUAGAAAACCCUCUUGGCCUACAGAUAUGUCCAUCCAGACAGCCUUUUUACUGGAAAUGUUAAGAGGAAUUUGGACGUGAGCUUUCAACUCCGAUUAACCUUGAAGAUAAUUUUUUUUUUAAAAAUUAAAUUAAACAAACAUUUGCACUCGGGUGUAUAUUUUAAUUCAUUCAUUUCACAGGCACUCACAAAAAUGAAUGCUAAAAGCACUAUUUGUAUAUAUACAAAACACAUUACCCACAAUUCCAUACUCAAUAAAAUUGGACACAUGCACAAUGCCAAAGGUUUUUAAGAAACAAAGUUAUCAAAGGUAUAUUUGUGAGGUCAGCAUUAUUUGUGUUCAUGUUAAAUUAUGUUUUUUUUUGUUUGUUUUUUGUUUGUUUUUUGUCUUUUGUUUUCCGCAUAGCAGAUAUUGCCAUAUUCCAUGAAAGUCUUGAAGUUCUCAUGUAAGACUAAGAGAUCAGAUUCAGUAUGUGGCUCUAAAAUUCCUCUAAGCCAUUCAUGACUCCUUUUCCAAAGUGGUGCCAUCGUUGGCCUUACGAAUGCAAACCCGAAUGCAAGUCUCAUUUUUUGAUCUUAAACAUGUUUCGUAUUCUACAUAUCAGAUUGCAUGUGAAGAUCGACCACUGAUUUCUUACAGAAAGUCCAAGAUUUUCCUCGAAUCAUUGACAUUUAAUUUAGACUCACUUGAUUGUUUCUUAAUGUUGUCAAGUUGUAAACUCAUGAAGUUCUUAGAUCAAGCUUGUUGUUUUAAAUCAUAUGGUAAGCUCUUGCUUGAAAAUGUUGCUGCAGUAAAAAAAAGAUAACACUGUAUUUAUUAGUCCUGUAGUGAGGAUGUUUAAAUUUCUACAUUAUGAUUAUUCCGCUCAUGCAAGAGCAGUGAUGUUGAACUCUUUGGCACUUUACUUUCUGAAAAUAUGUCUGAUUUAAGUUGAACAGUAUACACAAUAAUGACAAUAAAACAAAAGAAUAUCCUA